This is a messenger RNA of Cavia porcellus (domestic guinea pig), 1602 nucleotides long. It is a transcript of the gene Tmem97, whose product is annotated as transmembrane protein 97. The transcript has 3 exons. The record is from RefSeq and is a predicted model, not a curated record. NCBI's taxonomy places the organism in Eukaryota, Metazoa, Chordata, Mammalia, Rodentia, Caviidae. Gene Ontology annotation, cellular component: endoplasmic reticulum. Bases 100 to 630 code for a protein of 176 amino acids.
UCAAGGGGGCGGGACAUUUUGGCGCGCGAGCUCACCGCCUUUCCUCACCUCUGGACUUCUGGUGGGCUUGGUCUGGCUUCUUCCGCCCGAGACCGCAACAUGGGGGCUGUGAGCGCCAGGCGCUGCGUGGAGUACCUGCUCGGCUUUUACUUCCUCUCCCACAUCCCCAUCACCUUGUUCCUGGACCUGCAGGGGUUGCUGCCGCGCGAACUCUUCCCUGACCAGGUUAGAAGUCUGCUGAAGUGGUAUUCUGCAGAGUUCAAAGACUACCUGAUGGAAGACCCCCCCUUGUGGUUUACAUCAUUUCUGUUUUGUGAGCUGCUGUUUCAGCUGCCGUUCUUUCCCAUUGCAGCAUAUGCCUUCUUCAAAGGAAGCUGCAGGUGGAUCCGUACCCCCGCCAUCAUCUACUCAGUUCACACUAUGACAACUUUAAUUCCAAUACUUGCCUCCUUUCUAUGUGACGAUUUCUCCAAAACUAGUCGUUUCAAAGGACGAGGACCUCACACUUUCAGUGAACGACUCACCCUCAUAAGCAUCUAUGCUCCCUACUUUCUCAUCCCUCUUACACUGCUGGUCUUCAUGUUGCGGAACCCCUACUACAAUCAUGAGGAUAAAAGAAAGAAAAAAUGAGGAAAUAACUGCUGGCCAAGGAGAGAGGUGCCUUAUAUGGGCAUCUUUCAGACUCAAUACAGAAAAACUAUUUGGAACUCAUGGCUUCAGUGGCAUUUGAAAACACGAGCAACAAUACUUGAGAGCAAGGUGGCACAAGAGUCAUGUCCACUUAGCAAGGGUGGGGGUAUGUGGGCCAUAUUACAGGAAUGUGGUACCUAAGAUCCAGUGCAGGAGGAACAAAGGCAGGACCAGAACACAGACUUGGUAACCUAUAAAACAUGGCCUGCUUGCCACAUUCUCAGUUGUUACAGAGCCAGCAGCCAUGACUAAGCCCUUGACUGCAAUUCUCUAUAGAUAUCACUAGUCAACCAAAUGAAUAAUGGAAUGCUUCAGGCUACUUUAAAAGUAGAAACUAUGGAUCUUUUUUUUUUUCCCCAAGUUUUCAUGAAAAAAUUAGAAACUAUGUAUCUUUAAUGGUCAUUAAAAAUUUCACUUUUUUCUUCUCUACUUCCUAGCCCUGGGGAAAAAGUGAAAUAUGCAAGAGGUUUAAGCCUUAAGGUUGCCCUUGUGUGACUUUCAGUCAGAAAUAGGUUCAUCUGGAAAGUGUUUUUGUUUCUGGCUUAAACUGGUCAUCCCAAGAAUUUUUUUUUUUUUUGUACUUGUAGUAGUCACUUGUAGUCUUAUUUCAAAAUCUUAGCCUUCCCUAUUUUUAGAGACCACCUGAGAUAAUCCUCUUUAAAGUGUGGCAUGUCAAGCUUGACCUGGAAGUAUGCUUCCUAAAGGAUAACUUUGCUCUUGUUAAUACAGUCCUGUCCUUCCUGUCUUGUCAGUCCAGUGCACCCAAUAACAGACCUACCUGCAAAGAUGGAAAACAGCAGGUUCCCAUCAAUUCUGUGUUGCCCUUUGUGCUUAGAACCCACACUGCUCUGACUGUUGGUAUAGUGUCUGUGAUCUGUGUGUGUCUGGUCUAAAUAAAGAUAGCUGCAGCCA